UUAGUUAUUAGAGGUGUGCGGUUUGCUCUGGGUGGGCGGGGCCUGCGGGAGUUCAUUACCUGCCUGCGGAGCUCAGGUGAGCACAGCGCGGCUCAGCAUGUUCAAGUCCCGCAGUCUGUCCUCUGAAAGCUCGCUCCCUCCGCCGGACAGCGACGAUGCGGACUCGCAGUGCUCCGACGACCUGAUGGGCUCGCAGUCCCGCCUGUGGCUGAUGAACAUGGGGGCCUUGGGGAUCCCACUGGAGGGCGGGGAGGUGGAGACGGUGGGCCGCGACGGGCUGUGCGUGGACUACCACUUCCCGGUGGGACAGCUGGAGAUGGAGGCCGGAGUCAGAUGGAUGCGACCGAAGGAGCUUUUUUCUUCGCCCAAGUUCAUCGUGGACGGAGCUUCACGGCUCGACAUCUGCCAGGGGAAACUCGCUGACUGCUGGGUGCUUUCUGCCAUAGCAUCUCUGGCGAAUCACCCUGAACUUCUCAAGAAGGUUGUUCCUCUCAAUCAGAGCUUCCAGGACGGCUACAACGGCAGGUUCUUCUUCAGAUUCUGGCAGUAUGGGCAGUGGGAGGAGGUGAAGAUUGACGACUUGCUGCCAACAUUAAACAACAAGCUGAUCUACCUCAGCUCCCCCGAAAAGCACGAGUUCUGGAGCUCUCUGCUGGAAAAGGCCUACGCAAAGCUGAAAGGCGGCUACAGAGCGCUGGAACUGGGUCACCCUCAUGAGGCCAUGGUGGACAUGACCGGCGGAGUGACCGAGGUCUUCAGCCUCCCCUUGGUGUCCAAAGACCUGCCGGAGCUCCUCAGGAGCCUGCUGGCCAAAGGAGCGCUCAUCAACUGUGCCAACGGCAAGGGUGACCUGGAAAAGAAGAACGAGAUGGGAAUCAUGUACCGACAUGCCUACUCCCUGACGGCGGUGGAGAAGGUGAAAACAACUGAUGGGUUUAAGGAUUUGGUGCGAAUCCUUAAUCCAUGGGGCCACACGGAGUGGGAAGGGGCCUGGAGCGACUACGACGGGAAUGAGUGGACGAAGGUUAGCGCUGAGGAGCAGAAACGACUGGGACGGGUCCGGCAGGAGGACGGGGAGUUCUGGUGAGUUUCUGCUUCAUGAAACGCCCGGAAGCUCGUCAAAACAUCUCAGAUUUCCAGAUUUAAUCUGCUUUUUUCUCACUUUUUUAAAAUUUUGUUAUAAAGAAAGAAAUUAGAAAUGACAGGAA
This is a messenger RNA of Poecilia latipinna (sailfin molly), 1208 nucleotides long. Its product is annotated as calpain-1 catalytic subunit-like. NCBI's taxonomy places the organism in Eukaryota, Metazoa, Chordata, Actinopteri, Cyprinodontiformes, Poeciliidae. Gene Ontology annotation, cellular component: cytoplasm. Gene Ontology annotation, biological process: proteolysis. The transcript is spliced from 8 exons. Gene Ontology annotation, molecular function: calcium-dependent cysteine-type endopeptidase activity. The record is from RefSeq and is a predicted model, not a curated record. The coding region runs from base 98 to 1087 and encodes 329 amino acids.